AUGGUAAGAGUUUUUGAAUUUUUUGUUGAGAUAGUCGAAAAUCUAGAAUUAAUCUGUUUUGGGCAUGUUGAAAGUUUUCUUUUGGUCAUAACUUUUUGAAUGGACGAAGUUGGUUGAUUUUGUUUGACAGAACAAGAAAGUUUAGGCUUUUCAACGCUUAUCUCAAAAAUUGUGUGAUUUGACUUAGAACUCAGCUUCUUUUCAUUAAAAUUCAUGAGCAAGCUUGUUUGAUCUCAUGUGUAAUAUAAUAUAGAUUUGAAGUCAUAUCUCUGAAUAUAGAUUUGAAGUCAUAUCUCUGCCAAUUGAUGUUUUUCUAACUUUAUACAUUACAUCAAUAAUUUUACGCAUCUUGCCGUCAUUUUAAAUUAAAUUUUGAUAUUUUCAGGCUACCUUAACAGUGUGCACGGUACCAGAAUAUGUUGUGGAGCGGGUGAAAAAGUUUCGAUUCGCCAAAAGCAAAACGACAAAUGCUUUGAUAUGCAAGUUUUUAAUAUUUUAAAGUUAAUUUAUGUUUCUACAGUGAAAGCAGACAAGGACACAAUGAAAUUGCAGAUCGAGGAGGAGCUGGAGGUCAGUUUUUACACCACGAUGUGUUGUAGUAGGUAUUGAUGGCUGAAAUCUGUUUUUCGAGUUUAAACUUGGAAAUUAAUGUUGGAUUUUAAUUGUAAAGGAUGGUUACUUUUCAGGAUGUCAUAAUAGAAGAGAUUACCGAGCAAAUCCCAGCCCAUCAGCCGCGAUUUGUGCUGAUUUCCUUCGAGAACAAGAAGGAUGAUGGAAGGAUAACAUAUCCCCUUUGUUUUAUCUUCUACAGUCCUCCAGGAUGUUCAAUAGAGCUUACAAUGUUGUACGCUGGUAGUAGGAACAAUUUGGUCAAUCUUUGCGAACUGUCAAAGGUAAAGAUUGCUUUUCUAAAUCAAUUUUGGUGAAAGAUCAAACUUGCCAUGGCAAUGGAUAAUAUCUUUGAGUGAUUUUGGGUAAAACUUGGCUUGAUUAUACUUAUAUUAAGUUUUUUGAUUGUAAAAUACGUUUUAUUCGAUUAAAAAAAACAAAAAUCUUUUUUUAAACUUUCAGUGUGCCGAAGUUCGUGACCUCGAGGACAUUACACUGGAGUUCCUGGCCAACAAAUGCGCAUGA
Messenger RNA from Bursaphelenchus okinawaensis, 1134 nucleotides. The record is from the annotation of a GenBank genome assembly. Lineage: Eukaryota; Metazoa; Nematoda; Chromadorea; Rhabditida; Aphelenchoididae.